AUGAAUACAAUGCCUCGUAACUUUUCAUCUCUUGAAAUUAAUGAUGAAAUUAACAAAAAUGUAAGUGACAUAUGGAUUCAAACAGAAUUUUUCUUAUUUCUUAUGGGACAAAUCUUUGCUAUUCCAUGUUAUUUAUUCGUUAUGUACCAUAUUUUGGCACAUCGAACUGCUCGACGAGCUUUACACAAUCAUGUAAUUAUUAUGAUAUUAUUUUAUUGUUUUCUUGAUUUAAUAAUUGAUUUAUCAUUAACAAUGAGCUAUUCAUUAUCGAAAUCAGUGCCACUCUUUUCGCCUAUCCUUUGUCUUACUUGGCAAUUUGUCGACUAUGGCAUUUGGUACGGAUCGAUAUCUCUGAUGCUUUGGGCAUCAAUAGAAAGACAUAUCCUUGUGUUUCAUGUCAAUCUCGUUCGUACAAGUCAACGUCGUCUUCUUUUUCAUUAUAUACCAUUGAUAUUCUUUUCUUUUUACACUCCAAUAUUAUAUUUUUAUUUAAUUUUUAUUUAUCCAUGUCAUAUGACUUAUGAUGAUAAAACAAUUCGUUGUGGUAGUCUUUGCUAUUUGAAUACAGCUCCAGCUUGGUUUUUCUAUUAUGAUAUCCUUACUCAUUAUGUUAUUCCAGUAUUACUAGUGGCUGUUUUCAGUGCCAUUCUUAUCCUACGGUUUCUCAAGCAAAGAUCACGUUUGAAACGAGCAACUAAAUGGCGUCAAUGUCGAAAAAUGAUUAUUCAAUUGGGACUUGUUUCAAUAUCCUACAUUGUUUUUGAUUUACCCUAUAUAAUUAUCGUUAUUGUUCAAUCAUCCGGUUAUCCAGAAUUUGGUCGUAAAAUUCUUUCACCAUAUAUUUCACAUAUGGUAUACGUACCAGCAAUCAUUGUACCCUAUGCGAUUCUGUUAUCAUUACCUCGAUUAAAACAGAAAUUACGAGUAAUAUUAUUCUGGAAGAGAACUAGACGGAUAAUAUCUCCGAUGACUAUAAUUCAGUAG
Adineta ricciae is the source of this 984-nucleotide messenger RNA. The record is from the annotation of a GenBank genome assembly. Lineage: Eukaryota; Metazoa; Rotifera; Eurotatoria; Adinetida; Adinetidae.